Molecule: messenger RNA, 648 nt
Organism: Aspergillus neoniger CBS 115656
Lineage: Eukaryota; Fungi; Ascomycota; Eurotiomycetes; Eurotiales; Aspergillaceae
Product: SUR7/PalI family protein
Exons: 1
Coding region: 1-648 (215 amino acids)
Biological process (GO): fungal-type cell wall organization
Cellular component (GO): plasma membrane; cell cortex of cell tip
Source: RefSeq, a predicted model, not a curated record
AUGGGUUACUGUGGAAGUAAUAACAGCAACACGACAAUGAAUUGCAUGACCCCGAGAGCUGGCUCGUACUUCAAUGUGCUGAAAGCUAUGGGCGAGGAAGGAAAGGAGACCAAUCUUUCGUCAGCUCUUCGACACUCACUGCAUGCAUAUAAAACAACCUCGACCUGGAUGCAAAUUACCUACAUCCUGGCCAUUCUUCUUACAGUCAUCCAACUGCUCGCCGCCCUUAUCGUUAUAAACAAGACAUUCAACCGUUUCGUCAUCAGCCUUGUCUCCGGUGCCGCGUUUAUUUUCCUGUUGGCAGCUGCUGCACUCACGACAGUCAAUCUCGUUCUGUUGAAGGGUAUACUUGCCACUGAGCUGAAAUCACACAACAUAUCUGGCACGUGGGGCACUCGUGCAUUUACCGUUAUAUGGUUCAGUGUGGCUUUGUUGUGUUCUAUGGUAUCCUGGAGCAUUACCACUUGCUGCUGUUCGCCAGCAAGACGGGAGCCUGGGGUUCAAACUUAUCCUGCAAUGGGACCGGUGCCAGUCUACCAUUCGCUCCCACCCUCUGCACCAAACUAUGGGGAUGAUCAUCGUUAUCACAUGUACCAGAUGAACCAAAAUCCGGCCUAUCAACCCUAUUUCCAGUAUCAUUCACAAUAG